AUGUCCCACUAUCGUUUCUUCCGUUGGCGCAGGCUGCAGCACGAGCACGAGGCGGCGCUGGCGGCGCAGCGCGAGGCGCUGGCGCGCGGGGCGCUUGCUGCAGUACUCAACUUCUCAUUCUGCUUCCAGGAAUUGGAGUAUUCGCUAGCGACGGGCCAUCUGUCCGUGCUGGGGCCGUGCCUGGAUGAUCUCAGGUUCCAAGUAGAAGAGCGAGAAAAAGAAAUUGCGACCCUACGACAAGCGGCGCUUGAGAAAGAGCGACAGAUCGAACAAUUGAACGUUAAGUAUCAAAAUCAGGAAAAUAUAGAACAGUACUGCAAGUUUGUGAGUUUAGACCCCGUAGCUGAAGUGGAUGAAGGAACCAGAGAUGGAAAGAAUUCACCCACACCGUCCGAAGAGCCUUCCACUCCCACAACCCCACUCGUUGCAGAAGUACCUGCAGAUGUAAGAUGGAUAGUACAUUAA
Messenger RNA from Gryllus bimaculatus (two-spotted cricket), 465 nucleotides. The record is from the annotation of a GenBank genome assembly. NCBI's taxonomy places the organism in Eukaryota, Metazoa, Arthropoda, Insecta, Orthoptera, Gryllidae.